AUGCCGAACCUGCCUGGCCUCCACGGUGACUUUCUUCGCCGAUCUCCGCCUCCGCUCCUCUCCUUCAAAACGGCGUCAUUCGAGAUCAACAACUCUCUACCGAAACCACAUUCCCUAACAAUUGCGAGCGCCCCCGUGGAGUCCACUCCGCCCUUCGUUCGCGCCCAGCGGCGACAGUGCGUUCCUGGCCCACCGUCGCUAGCCAUUCUCCGCCCUCCAGCAGUCCGCCUAGCCAACCCGGUCAACCACGUCCCCCGCAUCACCCCAAUUACUUUCCCCCCACAGCAUUCAGACGAAAGUCUUCCACUAGGCUACGGUCACUCACGAGACGCCCAUCCACUCCUGAGCGUCCCCGAGCGACGACGCAGUCGACUCACCCCCUCCCCAAGCAGCCUACUCGUCGAGCGCAGUCAGGGGGAAACGGAAAGUGGUCGCACCAGCAUCGCCCUACCUCCUCGACACAGACGCAGCGGGCAAUAUUCACCCGCUGACAUGGCUGCAGCGUUUGCGGGCAGUGCCGCGCGGGACACGGAGAAUCUGCGGCCUCCCGAGGCCGUUCAUCUAACGCAAGCCGGCACUCGACAGGAUGACCGGCCCCGUCAUGCGGCGUCGCAGACCUCUUUGCGCUCGCAAUCUCAGAUCGCCUCCGUGCCCUCCCACACUGGUCAGCCGCCGGCUGACGUCGCCGAGGAAUUAGCCUGGGGCCCAGCUCAUCCGUGUUUCCCUCAUUUCAACCCGCAUGUGCCUAUUGGGUCACACGAGCAUCUAACGACGCGUGUGAUUCGCAUCCGACGGGACUGGAUGAUUCAAGGUGAUCUGGCACCGACCUUCUCAAAUCUUUAUCCCGAAAUUCUGGAUCCAUUAUUGUCGGAGCAGGAAUUCCGGAAGGUCAUUUCGACUGUCAAUGAUGGGAUUGUCAAGGCGUUCGACCCCUUCAGUUUCAGGAAUUGGCUCGAUGGUGCUUUGGGGUUGUUGACUGGCUGGGUAUGGGACGAUAUCAACGGUCCUGGUACUAAAAGUCAGCUACAGCAUCUCGAGGCCUGGAUAGAGAAGUGGAAUCGAGAAGUUGGCUCCAAGGAUGGGGUUCAUAUCUGGAGCUUAAGGCGGACGGCUUAUAUGUCGCUUGAUAUCCAGAUCCCUGAUCCCAAGGUCGGUCUCGUACCUAGUGAGGCUCCGUCGGCUUCCAAUACUAGACCGAGCACAGGUAUUGGAGCUGGGGCCUGA
Penicillium salamii is the source of this 1224-nucleotide messenger RNA. NCBI's taxonomy places the organism in Eukaryota, Fungi, Ascomycota, Eurotiomycetes, Eurotiales, Aspergillaceae. The record is from the annotation of a GenBank genome assembly.